Alosa alosa (allis shad) is the source of this 2813-nucleotide messenger RNA. RefSeq names its product para-nitrobenzyl esterase. The transcript is spliced from 9 exons. Lineage: Eukaryota; Metazoa; Chordata; Actinopteri; Clupeiformes; Clupeidae. The coding region runs from base 101 to 1888 and encodes 595 amino acids. The record is from RefSeq and is a predicted model, not a curated record.
CAUUUUUCUACGCGAAUGUUGUCAUAACCGACAUGCUUCAAGUGUUUGUUCAAACUGUGGUGAAUAACCAACAAUUCUGAGGCCCCAUUAUAGAGUGAAGAUGAGUGAAGAUGUAUUUGAAGUUCCAGAAGGGAAUGAGUAUCGUUAUUUGGUACAGGAAGAGGGAGAAGAGGAGAUCCAAUACUGCAGAAGGCACUAUGUCAGCCCUUUCCUUGUAGUCUCACGAAGAUGCAUGUUCCUGAUCAUACUUGGUGUUGGCGGUCUGCUGACUUUGGCUGGCUACCUAGCUUAUGUGGCCCAGACCCUACCCCAGGGCCUGGUGGAGGUGACUACAGAGUGCGGAUGUCUGCGUGGACGCUGGAAGGAUGAGGUGUACUCUUUUAAAGGCAUCCCAUAUGCAGCACCACCAACUGGCAAAAGGCGCUGGCAACCGCCGGCUGAUCUCAAAGAGGAGGGCCUGUGUUGGAGUGGGGUCAGAGAUGCCACACGUUUCCGUAGUAUGUGUGCACAGGUGAGGCCUCUUAUCAAGACAGGUAAGGUGAUGGGCCAAGAGGACUGCCUCCACUUGAGUGUGUGGACGCCCAGCCUCAUGCCACCUGCCCCUCUGCCUGUCAUGGUGUGGAUUCACGGUGGAUACCUGCACAUGUUAAGUGGGCAGGAGAAAGGCUACUCUCCCACAGAGGAGCUGGCCGCCAGGACGCAAGCCGUUUAUGUGAGUCUGAACUACAGACUCAAUGCAUUUGGCUUCAUGGCCCUUAAGAUGCUCAGAGAUGGCUCCCCCUACAACACUUCAGGGAACUACGGCUUCAUGGAUCAGAUUGCAGCACUGAAGUGGGUUCAAAGAAACAUUCAUGUAUUUGGAGGAGACCCAGGGAAAGUCACCAUAUUUGGCCAAAGCUCAGGUGGUACAUCUGUAUGGGCUCUCAUGGUGUCUCCGUUGGCGAAGGGACUCUUCCAUCGUGCCAUUGACAUGAGUGGCUCAUACGUGUUUAAUGCCUCACUGGAGUCAGCAGAACAGGACAAUCUGGAGUUCCUGAGGAGGACAGGAUGCAAAGACACCGGCUGUCUGAGAGGAUUAGCAAUAAGUGAGGUUCUCAAGGCUAUUCCAUGGCAGGAGUACCCUUCUUGGGCAGCUGAUGAGCUAGUAGAUCUUCCAGUCAAAGGACAUUUCGUUGGUCCAGUGGCAGUUGUGGAUGGUCAUGUCAUUACUGCCCCUCCCUUCAAGAUUUGGGAGAGUGGCAGUGGCUUCAGUGAUGUUCCAUUUUUGGUUGGAACUACAGAGCAGGAGACAGAUUUUUGUCCUGCCUAUCAGAACAUGAGUGUGUGGACUUGGGGAGAUUACAGGUGGCAUGUGACUCAGAAACUGAGCCCAUUUGGAGCCAAUGUCACUGCCCAGGCCCUGGGUCUGUACCCCAGCUCUGCCCCCUGCCCCACCUCACACCGCUGUCCUGAGAGGCUCUACAACACCAUGGUGUCAGACAUGAGGGUCACCUGUCCUAAUAAUGACCUUGCCAAGAGAGCUGCAGACGCACUGAAAAGUCCUGUGUAUCGCUACCUGGUGACCUACACACCAUCAAAACAAGCCAACAUUUCUGGCGUUCCCUUCCACCCUCGCUUCUCUUUUCACCUGUUAGAUAGUUUUGCAUUUUUUGGAGGACUGAAAGAUGCCCUUGGAGUCCUGGCUCCAUCAGACAUAGCCUUCCAAGAAAUGGUUAUUAAGUACUUCCUUCAUUUUGCCAGAGAAGGGAAGAUGCCCGAAGAGUGGACAAAGUAUCCCUUAGGCAUGGCUCUGCUGGACCGAAACUUCUCUGUGGCUCAGAAUCCUUCUGCUGACCACUGCAAAUUUUGGGAGCAGAAUGGCUUCUAUCCUUACGCCUGGAUCAACUGAUUGGAUCCACAUUUCUGAAGGACGGUCAAUUUUUUUUUCACCACUGUAAUAUGCUGUGAGAAAGUCACUUAGGAAGUUAUAAUGAAUGUGUUUGAGCACAUUUUGGGGUAUGGCAAUUGUUUGUUUGCACUUGGAAGGAAAUUGAGAAAGUAUGUGUUGGAACAUUAAUAUAUAGAGACAGAUCAUGAAGGGAUUAUUCGCACUGAGUAUCUUUAUGUCUGGGGUUAUAGAUGUUUAAGGAACCCCCGAUUGUGUCAGACUAAGUGUCAGUCAGAUUUAUGUGAAAUUCUGAAAUGUCUUGUAAAUAUGUUUAUGGUGAUGCCUUGUUUGCUAUGCACUUUGUAUACCAGCUGAUGAAAAGGACUCACUCUCUUGGAGUAGAAUGCAACCAAAGCGCCGAGCCUCCCGCUGUGACCCCACUCACCAACACUCCAGUCUCCUCUCAGGGCUGCCCUCUUACUUAUUCUGUAUAUUAAAGGGGAAAUGAAGACAAGUAAAGUAGCUCUGGCCUCCCUUUCAGCAAGAAAGAGGGAGGAUGAAAGGUUUCCACUGAAGAGUAGAGAGGCAUGAAAGAGUUGACUUGGUAUUAGCAUUUAGUUGACUUUCAAAUCAAAGUAGCUCCUAUUUUUGUCCAUUCUUCUUCUCAAUGGUGAAGAGGUCAGAGCUGGCUUAGCUUAACUGACCGUUGAAUAGCAUUACCACUUUUAUAUCCUGCUCAUUAUUUUUCAUUCAGUGCUUUGUAUUUUAUAUCACUUUGUUGUGUUAAGCCACCAUGGAUUUGCCAUCACUCACAUGUUUAAUGCUUACUCAGGUUACCAAGAAAUAUGUGAAAUUCUGUGGAGAAGGAUUUUAAACUUUAUUGACACAAAUUUUGUUAUCUGUGUUUUGAGUGCUUACAAUAAAUAUUUAAAAUCUUUAAAGGGCA